Ruditapes philippinarum (Manila clam) is the source of this 907-nucleotide messenger RNA. Its product is annotated as complement C1q and tumor necrosis factor-related protein 9-like. Gene Ontology annotation, molecular function: protein binding. The record is from RefSeq and is a predicted model, not a curated record. Lineage: Eukaryota; Metazoa; Mollusca; Bivalvia; Venerida; Veneridae. Bases 1 to 678 code for a protein of 225 amino acids. The transcript has 3 exons.
AUGGUGAAUGAAAUUAAGAAAACUGAGGAAAAUGUCAUCAGUACAUUAGGCGACAUUAAACAAAAAGUUACGGACAUGUUUGCAGACAUUAAGGGGAACAUAACAGACGAAAUGUUAAAGAGAUGUGACGAGAUAGAAAGGAGAGAACAAGUGUACUUUGAUAUUAUUUUUACAGGAUCAUUCAAGAAAUUAUUUGAGCAGACAAGAACAAAUCUCACGAGUGACCUGGAAGCAAAAAGCGAAGAACUUACUCAACUUCAAGGAAAUCUUGAACGACCUCCGAUAGCUUUCCAUGCACAUCACGUGGCAAACUUGAUUCUUGAUAAAACAGACGAGAUUGUUAUAUUUACGAAAAGUGUGAUUAACGAGGGAACAGGUUACGACAAUUCUACUGGGAUAUUUACAGUACCUGUUGGAGGACUGUACCAGUUUUCUGUGCAUAUAUGUGUUUGUAAAGGAAAGUAUGCUUACAUUGGCCUAGUGUUAGAAGGUAAAGUUAUUGCAGCUGAUAUGAACCAUGAUAAGGAUCAAUACACAUGUAGUGCUUUUGGAGCAAUAGUGAGAGUAAAAUCAGGAGAAAAAGUUUGGGUCAAAUCAACAUGGUCAAGUUCUAACCGCCAACUAGAUCAAGACUCAUAUAGGAUGAACACAUUUAGUGGAAUACUUGUCAAUAACUGAAGGAAAAUAAAUCAUUCAACUUUUGUAUAUGACAUUUUAUAUCUGAUUUGUUUACAAAUAUUCACACAAUAAUAAUCGAUUAUCGAAGACUAUUGUUAUAACCAAUCUUAAAAAGAAUAUCAUCUGAUGAAUGUUAUGCAUUAUUAUAUGAUGGAUACUCAUAAAUAUCAAUAUUAUUAACUUAAUCCUUACUUUAAAACACUGUGCCUCAGCUGAUAAUUUACUGCAA